Messenger RNA from Clonostachys byssicola, 216 nucleotides. NCBI's taxonomy places the organism in Eukaryota, Fungi, Ascomycota, Sordariomycetes, Hypocreales, Bionectriaceae. The record is from the annotation of a GenBank genome assembly.
AUGAAGUUCCUCGCUGCCGUCGUCCUCUUCGCUGCUACCUCCAUGGCUACUGCGGCCCCCGAUGCCAAUGACGAAGGAAGCAACGGCCAAUGCCAGAGUGAUGGGAUGCGCUGCAACUACAGCAUUUACCCGGCGCUCGCUUGUUGCCCCGGUCUCCAGUGCUAUACCCCUCCCGAAUCUCCUCCUGGUGCCUAUGGAUACUGCUGCGAGAACUGA